CUCCGUGUGUGCGUACCGAAGAAGCCAAUGUAUGCAGUUGGUGCUUUAUAUGAAAUUCUAUUUUAGGGGUUGACUCGCUUACGCUCCCAGUACAACUCUGUCAGUUUAUUAGUGUACUGUUCGGAACGGCUAUGCUCUCAGUUUUGCGGAUACUUUCAGAAGUGAAACACCUGGUGUUGUGAGUUGUGUUUGAUGAAAUUAAUUUGAGUGAUUUUGUUAAAUCUGCAGUGAAUGAUGAAGAGACACUGGGAUGGUGCGUACAAUUCAUCAUCAUCUAAGAGAAUAAGUAGUCGUUCUGCUCGUGGUGAAGAUACUGUAUUCAGUAUUUAUGCGCCAACACACGGGCCAUUGAGCGCCAGUCUGUCAAGAAAUGAUAAUAUCGAGGAGUCGCACACAUUCGAUGGUAGCUAUGCCGCCAUUGAUAUCGAGAAUAAUGAAAGAGGAGCACCAAAACCCAAGAAGCGCUCCUACAAGGAUUGGGUGAAGGAAAGAACAUUCCCAAAUCUUGCUGAAGCUGAAAGAGCAGUUUAUGAGGAAGGUUGCUGGUCGUAUCGAUUUAAGAAUCACACCUGUGAAGGAAUUAAGAAAUACUAUGAGUGCAAAUUUGGAAAGAGAAGGCGGAAGAAAUGUGCGCAGGAGCUGCAUUUGAUGCUAGAUAGUAGUUCGCACGAAGUGCACUUGUUCAGAACUAACCGCGAACAUACACAUUAUACGGGCAAUAAACGAGCAGAAGUUGCAACUCCGAGACAACCACCGCCACUCACACCGAGAGUUGUUCCCAGGAGUUUUGCAAAUGAAACCCCGAGUACGUCGACAAUGCCCCAAAUGGCCCCAAUGCCUAAUCUUGCAAUCAUAAAAGCCGAGUCUAUUGAUGGACCUUUUGAUGUGCAUGAUCAACAAGAGGAUUGUUCGGAGGAUGAAUCAGCAGAGCUAGACUAUGAGAACAAUCAAGUAGUAGCGGGCAGGGGGAAGAAGAUUCAUCGAAAUUGGGUACAGGAAGCGAUAUUUUCGUGUGAACAGGAAGCCCUAAACUACAUAAGGAAUGAAGGAUGUUGGGGCUUUAGGUUCAGCAAUACCACAUCUGAUGGAUUUAAGAACUAUUUUCGCUGCAACUUAACGCGAACACGUGGAAAGCAGUGUGCCCAGGAAAUUUAUCUAUUCUUCGAGAAGAAUUCUCAACGUGUCCAUUUGUAUCGUACUGACCGCGAGCAUACGCAUAGUAGCAUCGUGCAGGAGUAUCAGAGCAAUAAGGAACAAAUGCAGCAGGGAUUGUGGUACAAUGAACCCAGUACAUCACAGGCUUCCCAAAAUGUUGAACAGGAUCAACCCGAUCAACCAAUUAAAAUUGAAAUAUUGGAUUCAUCGUCUGACGAAUCAAACCACGAAGGCUUCGAUGCAUCCAAUAUUCCAAGCAUAAGCGAUUUUCUGUAUGAGCCACAGACGAUAAUUACACAGGAACGUCCACGAAUGAGGAAUUCAGUGCAGAAGAAUUGGGUGAAAGAGACAACUUAUGAAUGUGCUGAAGAUGCAGAAUAUAAAUUGAAGGAGGAAGGAUGUUGGAGCUAUCGCUUUAAGAAUAACACAUCUGAGGGUGCAAAGAAGUAUUUUCGUUGCAAUCGAGCAAAGCGUCGGGGUACGCAGUGUGCACAAGAAGUUCAUUUGCUCUAUGAAAACAGAUCCAAUAGGGUGCAUCUGUACAGAACAGAUAGUGAUCACACCCAUUCAGACAUUGGUGCACCGGGGAUAGGGAUGCCACCACUUGUGAAGGAAGAAAUAACAUUGAUGUACAGAAAUAAUGUGCAGAGAGCAAGUGAUAUUUAUCACAUUCUCAGCCAAAAUCCCCACCCGAAUAUGCCAUCCUUGCGGCAAAUAUCAAAUUUCCUCGUUUAUCUGCGAAAAAAGGAGGAGGAGUGUCGUCAACCCGAACGCAGCUUUGAUGAUGUCGUCAUCAAAGUUGAACCCCAAAGCGACUGUAUACAAUUAUUCUCCUCGGGAGACCUUUCUUCCGAGUGCGAGGAUGGAGGAGAGGUCAAAGAUGAUGGUACACCCGGCGCCCGGCCUGCGCCACUGCAGCAGCAGCCACUCCCGACUGGUGGACCACCCAACAUUCCACCACCCCCAGCUCCGGGAACUGCUGGGGGUCCGCCAAUUGCAGCCGGGGCGAAUGCACCUGAGCUGUCGUUGAGCUUCGGGAAGGGCCCAGCCCGUGGGACUAGUGCCCCAUCGAGCCCUGCCAAGUCUCGCGAGAGCCUUCUCCAACGGGUGCAGAGCCUCACAGGGGCUGCUCGCGAUCAGGGUGCAUCGAUCAUUGGAGCUGCAGUCUCGAGUGCAACUCGUCCUGCUUUCAACAAAGACCGCUGUCUGACCCUUCUUGUUCUCGAUGACCAAAAUACCGACUGGUCCAAGUACUUCCGCGGGAAGCGCCUUCACGGGGACUAUGACAUUCGCGUGGAACAAGCGGAAUUCCGGGAAAUCUCUCUAACUGCAAACGUUGAGACGGGUACUGUUGUCACCAUGGCGGUGGUGCGUGGUGGCACCAAAGUUGCACGAUCUUUUAAACCCGAUUUCGUGUUGGUGCGUCAACCGCCGAGAGAUGGUUCCCGUGACAAUAGAUCCACGCUCCUUGGGCUAAAGUACGGAAAUGUUCCCAGCAUUAAUUCUCUUUCGUCUCUCUACCAAUUCCAGGACAAACCGUGGGUCUUUGCUCAUCUCCUUCAGCUGCAAAAGCGACUGGGACGUGACAUCUUUCCGUUGAUUGAGCAGACUUUCUUCCCUAAUCCUCGUGAAUUGUUCAGCUGGCAGAAAUUUCCAUGCGUCCUAAAAGCAGGACACUGCCAUGGUGGGACCGCAACUGCGCGUCUCGAUAAUCAGACAGCACUCCAGGAUUCAGCAGGACUACUCUGCGGCUCAGGAAAUUCAUCGGAUUCUCAGUGCUACUGCACCCUGGAGCCAUACAUUGAUGCAAAGUUUGACAUACACAUUCAGAAGAUUGGAGGCAACUACAAGGCUUUCAUGCGUAAGUCAAUUUCCGGUCACUGGAAGACAAAUCAGGGAUCAGCAAUGCUGGAGCAAAUUUCCAUGACCGAUAGAUACAAACACUGGAUCGAUGAGAUAUCCGAACUUUUUGGUGGUAUGGAAGUGUGCGGGUUGUCGGUGGGUGUUGCAAAAGAUGGGAAGGAGUUCAUUUUGAGUGCACAAGAUAGUACAUUCCCACUAAUGGGCGACAGCCAGGAAGAAGAUCGUCGGCACAUUGCAGACUUAGUUGUGGGACGUAUGCAGAAUGUCUGUCGUCCUCCGGGGAUGUCGAAGGCUCAAUCUCGUACAUCAAUUUCAUCUCGUAGCGGAAGUGCAGGCGGUAGCCCAACUGAUGAGACAGCUGGUGGUGUGUUGGGAACACGUUCAGCACCUCCGGGAGCUCCACCACCAAUUCCCGAGCGUCAGACACCCGGAGUGGGAUCAAUUGCACGCCACGGGAGCCUCAGCAGCACUUCCGACAUUCCCGAUCAACCAACUGAGAAGGCACCAACACUCAGUUCAGCAGCAAGUCGUCGGGAUUCUCAGACAUCCCAAACAUCCAAUGUUUCCGGAACAUCGGCUCCAUCGCGUGCUGGACAACGUCCGCAGUCGCAGUCAUCCGUGGUUGAGGAUGCUGAGGAUACGAUGAAAAAUUUGCGAAAGACAUUUGCGGGGAUAUUCGGUGAUAUGUAGGAUUUGGCAUUUAAGAAGAAACAACAAAGAGGAAGGGCAACAAGUGAGGGCGGUAGCAGCCUCUACAGUGGGGCAAAUGAAGGCGAUGUAGUCAUCACAACUGCACCAACUAAAUCAACUGACAAUGGCAUUGUGAGCACGAGUACGUCUCAAAUGGGACGAACAACCAUUGUCACUGACACUGGAAGUGUGUCAGAUUCAGGAAAAUUAGCAUCAAGUGGCAGCAACAGUGCAGAGCUAUCGCGCACAUCAUCGAAUGUUUCUUCUUACAGUACAAAUCCUUCUGCUAGCCCUUCCCGAAAUAUUACAGCAGCAGAACCACAGGAUGAUACGAGGCGUCCAUCAUUUGAAAGAGUUAAUCCAUUUGAUAAGAUUCACACAACAACACAGCUACAAAGGGUGCAACGUAUCAGUAUGCAGCUGCACCCAAAGCUGAUGCACCACCAAAGGAUGAUGAGAAGACUUUGGAUGACAUCAUAAAGGAUCGUUUCCAUAAGCAACAAGGUGUUAGGGAUGAGACAACAGGAAGGUACAUACCACCAGUUAGUGAACCAACAACAACUGCAACAACCACCGCAGUUGAGACAACCACCACAGUGGAUUACAGCAAAUACAAAACACCAACAACUUCAAUCCCAACAAAUCGUAGUGAAGCAUUCAAGAAGUCUGUCCCGUCGUACAGUCGAUCCGAAAGCGUCAAAUCCGAUGCUGAACUCAUUUUUGGCACCACAAAGCCCGAUAUUAGUCAGUACACUACAGCCGGGAGAUUCUCCCGCUCUGGCAGUACGGAUGCUGAGAUAAUUUUUGGUGGUGCUCCACGCAACAUCAGCAAGUACAGCUACAGUAGUCGUGAAAGCCAGAGCAGCACCGAGUCUGAUAACAUUUUUACGCGUCGCGAUGAAAGUAAAUCCUUUUCAACGGACCGCAGUAUGGACUACCCUACAUCCAAGGCAUACGAAGGGAUCCAGAAUGCUGCUUUCCAGGACUUUGACACCCCAGGUGGGGCAACAGCACCAAAGGCACCCACAACAACCACAACGACGGUUACAUCCAAAUGGAGUGGUGCCGGUGGUGAUGAUGAUUAUGAUCUCAAGUAAACCUUUUCUUCAUUUAACCUGUCAGAUUGUAUUAAUUAAAGAGAAAAAAAACCUACUUAUUAAUCCUCUUAUAAAUUAAGCGAAAGUUACAAUCUUUAACCUAAAUCCUGCAUUAUUGUUAGCUAAACCUAUCAGCCUCGAGACAUACCGGGUUUCAUGUGCAUUGAAGCAGCAUAAAAAAAAAUGUAAUAUCCUCUAAAUAUUACGGUCAUUGCAAUGAAUUAAUUAAUUACAAAACGCAAGGAAAAAUAUUUUUAAAGUGUUUCCGCUAAAUGGGCGCAUUCUUACUCUGAGAAAUUGGCAGUGGGAGAGUACCAUUCAAAAGGAGAAGAGGAAAGGCCAUUUAAGGGCAAGGUUUUGGGUCAUCAUGAGGUUUGAAAAAUUGAAGUAAAACGUAUUUUUGUGAGGAUAUCUUAGAAGGAAAAUGUAUUUGUUUAAGGAAAAUUUGCUGAAGUAUUGAAAAGAAAAUCUUACAGAGAUCCUUUAAGAGAAAUUCAUCCCUUGAAGGACCUGAUGAAGGUCUUAAGCAAUAUUCCUGACCGAAUUGGGAGCGCAUUGAGGUUUUCAUCUUGAGAAAACUCGCACAAUGAGACUGGUUUGUAAAGAAUGAUUUUUAUGAGAAUAUUUCCGAGUCUGUUUAAGAUUUAGGAAGAGCUUAGAUCCUUUUUGUAUUGGGUGGAAAAGGAUAUCUGAGAAUGACAAUAGUUUACAAGAUAAGAAAACUCAAAAAUCUUCUCUAUCUCGAUGAUACCUCAAGAUUAAAUAACUUUUAAAUAAAAAUCCUUCCCCAUGCCUUUUUCCCACUGUAAGAUAAUUUUAUUCCGCUUUUCCUUCGUAAUUUGAAAACUAUGAAAAUCCUAUAAAAUGCAUUCAAUGUAAAAUGAAAAUAUUCUGUAUUUGAAAACAAAAAAAAACUUUGAAGAAAAUUUGCUUUUGUCGAAUAAAUGGAAAUUCGUAUCACUGAAUGGACUGCUUUUUCCAAAGAUGAUAUUCAAGGAAAAUGGGAAAAUGGAAAGAAAUAAUUUAAAGAAAAAAAAUGAAACAAGUCUCUGAAUGAUACCACCGAAAAGAUGUGAACUUGUCUCACCUAGUAAUGAUGAAUAAAAAAAAUAGAUUUGUUUUUUUCUUUAAUUUUCUAAGUGAUAUAUUUUAUUUGACCUCAAACUGCAUUUAUUUGUGCCUCAUUUUUUAAUCACUUAUAUACUCAUGUUCUUGUCAGAGUUAAAAGAAAAAAAUGUGAGAUGUUAAGAAAAGAAAAUAGGUUUAAGAAUUUUCUGGAAAAUCUCACAUAGCAAUAAAAAAUUAGAAAACAAAAAAUUCAUGAAUUUUUCCAGAAAAAUCUCAAACCAUUUAGUAGCAAUUAUUAUAUCAUAUGAGACAAUAUAAAAUAAGCCAUAUAAUAUAGGUGAAUAUUUUAUCUGUUUGAUGAAAACACAACAAAAGAAUAUUUGAUAAAUUGAUAAAAAAAAAUAUUUAAAAACUGUUACGAAAAAUAUUAUAAAUAUAUUAUGUGAAAAUAUAGGAUUUACUCCACACUGAAAUAAAUUAUUAUUAAGUAAUUAUAAAUUGCAAAUAGAUGAUUAUUAUGUUACUUAAAAUUAUAGAUAAAAAUUUAUUUUUAAAAAUUAUUUAAUUUUUUUGGCGAUAAUUGAAAAUUUUAAAAUUUCAGUUGAAGAAGAAAAUUACAACGAAAAUCCUUUUUAUUUUGAGAUAAAAAAAUCAAGAACAUUGCAUUUUAUUUUGCGCACACACUGGAGAUUGUUUUUUAUUUAUAUUAAUUAUCCACAAGUCUAUAUAACUUACAUUAGAGAAAAAAAUAUAUAAUUCACAAAAUAUAGAAAAAGUAUUACUUGCACUUCUAAAGUUAAUGAAAAAAAAACAAUGUUUAGUGAUUAAGAUUAUAAAAAAAAACACCUAAAAUAAUUUGAUCAAUGUUACCAUACUAAAUGCUUAUUGCAAAAAUAAAAAAAAAUACUUACAUUACCAAAAAAAAUAUUAAUCAUAAAAUCAUACAUUUUCUUAAAAAAAAAAUCAUGUACUUUCAACUAAAAAAAAACAACAAAUUUUGCGAACUUGUGAAAAUGAAAUGCAGACCUUUGGACAUUUAUGAUUGUUCAAGAUGUUAAAAAUACAAUUUUUCCUUACAAAAAACUAUUAUAUACCUAUCAUAAAAAAUACCUAUUCAGUAUACAUUAUAAAUUAUGCAUAAAUACAAAAAAAAUCCUUAUUCCGUUAAUAAAGAAUUAACAAUUACCCUAAUGAAAAAAAAAACAUAAAUAUGUGUUGUGAAAAUUGUUAAAAUGAAGAAAAAAAAACUUAAUAUGGGUUCCAAAGAGAAAAUGGAGAAAUAAAGAUUUGAAAAAUCUUCAUUGGAUGUAACUGCCAU
This is a messenger RNA of Lutzomyia longipalpis, 7191 nucleotides long. RefSeq lists its product as uncharacterized. Gene Ontology annotation, biological process: neurotransmitter secretion. The record is from RefSeq and is a predicted model, not a curated record. Gene Ontology annotation, molecular function: ATP binding. Gene Ontology annotation, cellular component: synaptic vesicle membrane; synaptic vesicle. Lineage: Eukaryota; Metazoa; Arthropoda; Insecta; Diptera; Psychodidae. Bases 232 to 3708 code for a protein of 1158 amino acids. The transcript has 10 exons.